Messenger RNA from Struthio camelus australis, 1982 nucleotides. RefSeq names its product proteinase-activated receptor 1. Gene Ontology annotation, cellular component: plasma membrane. The record is from RefSeq and is a predicted model, not a curated record. Gene Ontology annotation, molecular function: thrombin-activated receptor activity. Lineage: Eukaryota; Metazoa; Chordata; Aves; Struthioniformes; Struthionidae. Gene Ontology annotation, biological process: positive regulation of Rho protein signal transduction; positive regulation of blood coagulation; blood coagulation.
GUCAUCGAGUCUACUCAGAACUGUGUUCCGCCAGAUUGUGCCUUCCUUGCAUAAAACCAUGUCACCUCUUCCUUUGGUUCUCCACAUUGUUCUUUGCUGUUGGAGGAAUUGAGAAGGAUGUGCCGAGCUUCAGGGACUGGGAUCAUCAUUGUCGACUGUUUCAGAAAUGUUCUAUUCCAGAUAUGGGAAUGGAGGAAAUGCGUGUUCAGAGCCUUCAAAGUCUUGAAUUCAUAAAGCAACCAUGGUGUAUAACAGCAGCCGCAUAAGGGGCAGAACUUUCUUAAUGCCUGACCUGAAUAACCGUGAUGACCCUAUACCUAUUGAAGACAUUGACAAUGGUACUGAAAACGUCACAGAAGGUGGAUCAGGAUCCGUCAGUCAAAUGAAUUCAUCUCUAAAUGCGCAACGACCAAUGUCAGCAGAAACGGAAAGAUACCUCACUAGUCCAUGGCUGACGCGUUUUGUUCCUUCAGUUUACAUGUUAGUGGUUAUGCUGAGUCUCCCUCUGAACGUUACAGCAAUACUUGUGUUUUUGAAAAAAAUGAAAAUCGAAAAGCCAGCUGUAAUAUACAUGCUGAAUUUGGCCAUUGCCGAUGUACUGUUCGUAAGCGUGCUUCCUUUUAAGAUUGCGUAUCAUUUUUCUGGAAACAACUGGGUAUUUGGACCUGAAAUGUGCCGUUUCGUCACUGCUGCCUUCUACUGUAACAUGUACUGUUCAAUAAUGCUUAUGACGAGCAUAAGCUUUGAUCGCUUCUUAGCAGUGGUGUAUCCCAUCCACUCUCUUUCAUGGCGUACGUUAACACGUGCCUCAGUGACUUGUAUCAUCAUAUGGCUUGUGGCAAUAGCUGGGGUUAUACCUUUUCUCGUCAGAGAGCAAGCUAUGGAAAUACCCAAGUUAAAUAUAACGACCUGUCAUGAUGUACUAAAAGAAUCUGAACUUCACAACUAUUACCUCCAUUUCUUCUCCAUCUUCUCUUCUAUUUUCUUUGUAGGGCCAUUUAUAAUAUCUACCGUCUGUUACCUGUGUAUCAUUCGAUGUCUUAGUUCUUCUAGUAUUGUGGCAAAAGAAAAUAAGAAGAAACGUGCCUUGCUCUUGUGUGUAGCUGUUUUUUCUGUUUUUGUUAUUUGUUUUGGACCAACAAAUGUCCUCCUAUUAAUUCAUUAUAUACAUUUUUCUUAUGACAACAGUUUAGAGUAUCUCUACUUUGCCUAUCUACUCUGUGUUUGUAUCAGCAGCGUUAGUUGUUGCAUUGAUCCCUUUAUUUACUACUAUGCUUCUUCUCAAUAUCAGAGGCAACUUUUCGCUAUCUUCAGUUGUAAAGAGACUUUUGAUCCUAACAGUAGUAGCGGCAGUGGCCAGUCAAUGUCAACCACUAGUAGAAGGGAUACUUGCUCCAGUAAUGUGAAUAACAGUGUCUACAGGAAAUUGCUAGCAAUGCAUUGAGAAAAUAUCUCUUACACUUGCUUAAUUUUUAGACAAUUUCAGGGGAAAAAAAAGUAUUAUAUCUAAUAAAUGCAAAGCCUUUGAUCAAGUUGUUGUGUAAUACAUAGUUCUGUGGAUUCGUUAUAGUAAUGCGCAAUUCAACACUGUAUGCGUGUAUAGUGUAUGUAUGUAUAUAAGUUAUGCAAAGCCUUAGAUCAAGUUGUUGUAUAAUACAUAGUUCUGCGGAUUCGUUCUAGUAAUGCACAAUUCAACACUAUGCGUGUAUAGUGUAUGUAUAUAAGUUAAUUUAGAACAGAAAAAUAAUUUUUUAAUAAAAGCAGUUGAGUGUUUUUCAAAUAAGUUACUUUUUUUAACCAAAUCCUUUAAAAUUUUUAAUUCAAUUUAUUGCAAGGGUUUUAUGAAACCCUAUUUUAAGGGUUUAAACUUUGUCAGGUUGACUAGAUUCUCAUUUAUGGAACUAGUUAUCUGCUAAUUCAUGACCAAAGUGAAAAUAUCUUUCCAAGCAAUGUUUUUUCCUAUUUGUUUUUAUUUGUGGAAU